CCCCAGAAUCAUUCGCGGGAUAAUUUGAAGGAGAGAGGGGGAUGGACGACACGGGUGCGAUCCUCCUCCAAAUUUCAACUCUCAAGGACAUGCUUGACAAGGUUAACGAUGAAAUCGAAUCCAAUAUUCAAAUUACAAGAGAAAUCGAAUCUGAAAUUGUCAAAAGUGAGGAGAUUGAGAAUUUUCUGGCUGCCAGAGAAUCUGAACUCAUGAAAUUGAUCUACGUAUCGCAAUUUGAACUAAGUGGUUUGAUUGCUGUCACAGUUAACUCAAGAAAAUCAGUAGCAGUUUUGACUGAGGAGAUUAAUUAUCAAAGGAGGAAAAAAGAUGGCCUGCUUGAGAUCUUGAAUGAGAAGCGGAAAAGUUUCUCCAUGGCGUGCAUUGAAUUUCAAAAGAGCAUUGAAGGUGAAGAAAGCAAUGAACUGAGAAAAUUGUUGCUGGAGAAUGAAUAUCUCGAGGAAGAGAUCCAUAAGCUUAAUCAGACAUAUACCAGUUUCAAAAGUUCAGUGUCAGCACUUUCUAAUGAGAUUCUUGAAGAUCUUUAUAAUUCUAGUUCUGAUGGCCGAAUAGCAGGUGUGCUGACUUGAUCUGAGGAGAUCCCGUUGCCUGUGCUUAUAUACCAGACAAGUCACUACUACUACAAAUUACUUCCAUUAUUAUUACUAUAUCCGUUCCAUAUCCUUCUCCCUUAUCCUCAGUACUGAACUUAUGACACUCACAUCCGCUGUUAUCUUUAGUGAUCUUUAGUGAUCUUUGUUUACGUCCUGAUAAGGGUCUGGUUUUGCUGCUUGAUUUUAACAUUGACCUUGUAAUGGAAAGAAAAAGUUACGAUGAAACUGGAAAGUUUAACAUCAAUGGCUGAAGGAUCUAUAUUCCAUUAUCUUCUCUCCUCUACAUGAGGCUCUAUUUUCCGUCCAUCACCAAGUUUAAGAUUUGUUGUUUGGAUUAAGUAAUCACCAUCUUACAUGUGAUGGAAUCUAAAGUGCGACAACUUUGAACAUACUUCACAUGCAAACAUACUGGUUAUCUGCCUCUAUUUAGAUUGCAAAUUACUCCAAUUGCAGCCCUGGAAACUGAGAUUCAUGAAGGGAAUGCUGAGAAUGAGAAAUUGCUGAAGGAAAUUGAGGAUCUUAGGUCUACACUGCUUGCCGCCAUCUCUGAUGCUGACGAUCCAUGGUGAUUACU
Messenger RNA from Beta vulgaris subsp. vulgaris (sugar beet), 1185 nucleotides. RefSeq lists its product as uncharacterized. The record is from RefSeq and is a predicted model, not a curated record. Lineage: Eukaryota; Viridiplantae; Streptophyta; Magnoliopsida; Caryophyllales; Amaranthaceae. The transcript has 5 exons. Bases 42 to 587 code for a protein of 181 amino acids.